CGUUAGCCUCGAGACGAAACCAGAAAAUUAGCCGUUGCCUCCUUGGCUUCCCUUCUACCGAGUUCAUUUUCCUUUUCAGCGUUAAGUCAUAAGAGUCUGUCUCUUCCAAUCAAAUAUCAUCUUAAUUCCGUAAACCGAUCUUCUGUUUCCAUCCUGCCAUCCCUCUGAAAAGAACCCAUUUGUUUUCCUCCUUUUAUUUCUACUAGAUCAAACCUGUAAUGGCAUCCAAAUCGGUUGCUAGAGACAUCAUCACUCUCCGCGGUUCUGCAGCAAUUGUCAGCGAGUUCUUUGGAUAUGCAGCGAACAGUAUACUGUACAAUCGAGGGGUCUACCCAGAAGAGAGUUUUGUGAAGGUGAAGAAAUAUGGGCUCCCAAUGUUGCUUACCCAGGAUGAAGGUGUUAAAUCCUUCAUUGCCAACCUAAAUGCUCAGUUAUCAGAAUGGCUGGAAGCUGGGAAAUUACAGAGGGUUGUGCUUGUGAUAAUGAGCAAGGCCACCGGUGAAGUUCUAGAGAGGUGGAAUUUUAGUAUAGAGACUGAUAGUGAGGUGGUGGAGAAGGGGGUGUCAAGAGAAAAGAGUGAUAAAGAAAUAAUGAGAGAGAUACAAGCAAUCAUGCGUCAGAUUGCUUCAAGUAUUACUUACUUGCCAUGCCUGGAUGAAGCUUGUGUUUUUGAUGUGUUAGCAUACACAGAUAAAGACGUGGCAGUCCCUUUUACUUGGAUUGAGAGUGAUCCUAAAUUGAUUGCUAAUCCACAAAUGGUGAAAUUGCAUUCUUUUGAUACCAAGAUUCACAAGGUUGACACUCUGGUUUCAUACAAGAACGACGAAUGGGACGAGGAGUAGAGAAAGCUACCUCAAGUCUUGUUUUGGCUAUUCAUGGAGCGUGAAUCUUUUAUUCACAUAUUGUUUGUAGGGUGGAUACAAAAGAGGAGUUAAAAUUUCUGUUCCGGGCUGGUUUAAGCUCCCUAAUGUUUUUGGCUAAAGUGGAAAUGAAAUGCAGAGGCAACCCAGACUUGUGUGGGCUUGCCUUGAGGGUUGUUUUCCUUUUAAUUUCUAUUUUAAAUUGAUAUUGUCUUUCUUAUCGUGGCGAGUCUCUUGCAUCUCCUGAACACUGGUCGAUUACUUGUGCAAAUGCGACAAACAGAGCUUUUCUAAAAUCAUAAAUGAGACAAGUCUGCUUCAGUUGCCAA
Messenger RNA from Manihot esculenta (cassava), 1189 nucleotides. Its product is annotated as mitotic spindle checkpoint protein MAD2. Gene Ontology annotation, cellular component: nucleoplasm; kinetochore; cytoplasm. The record is from RefSeq and is a predicted model, not a curated record. NCBI's taxonomy places the organism in Eukaryota, Viridiplantae, Streptophyta, Magnoliopsida, Malpighiales, Euphorbiaceae. Bases 219 to 842 code for a protein of 207 amino acids. The transcript is spliced from 7 exons. Gene Ontology annotation, biological process: mitotic spindle assembly checkpoint signaling.